Molecule: messenger RNA, 1177 nt
Organism: Amphibalanus amphitrite
Lineage: Eukaryota; Metazoa; Arthropoda; Thecostraca; Balanomorpha; Balanidae
Exons: 3
Coding region: 88-834 (248 amino acids)
Source: RefSeq, a predicted model, not a curated record
CCCCGAGCCUCCCACGCGGGGAGACGCGUCCGCACCGCAGCCUCCCGGACCACGCCGGUCACCGAGACCACCUCUGACCGGACCACCAUGUUCCGGCCUCUGUUACCACUCCUAGCGCUCGUGGUAGGCUUUGUAAGCCUCCCGUUGAGCGGCUCCUACUACAUCGAGACCCGGUACGGCGACCGCAACUACUUCUGUCGCGAUCGGUACGGUUUCGUGGGAGACUGCCGCGAUGGCAAGCUGCGGCCCCGGGAGGAUUACGACAACUACGGGUACCGCGAGGACCGCUACGGCAGGAAGGUCGGCCAGGGCUACUACAACAUGAUCGGCUCGUACGACGCCGAGAUGAUCUGCGACUUCGCCAGGGACGGACGGGUCCGGGACGAUGUGAUGGACAUCGUCUGGUGGAAGGUGUACGACGAGGACGACGAUUACCGCCGACGGGGCCGGGACUACGACUCGCCGUUCCGCCGCUACCGGAUGCUGCGUCACCGGGAGCGGGGCGAUCGGGACCGCCGCCGGUACCGGUUCAGCUACCGGCGCUACUACGACAGUCCGCACUACCGCCGCUCGCGACACUACGACUACAGGCGCGGUCUGAUGAGGGACGACGACUACAUCAACGGCUACCGCGACUGGUACAACGACGACCACUUCCGCUCCAGCCUGCGCGUCUACACACAGGGCGACCGAUCAACGCUCUACCUGCGCGACAUUCAACCGGAGGACCUGGGUCUCUACCGCUGUCAGGGUCGCCUUCGCUCGCGGUCCCGGCGUGAUCCAGACGACGACAUGGUCUACAUGGACAUUCAGUUCUACCCGGUGGCCAACUAGACUAGAGACACUAGAGUGGAAAGAGAAGAGCGAUUAAAGCAAAACCGGCGUGUGCCUCCUGGUGCCAUGUCUCUGUGAAUUUCAAAGGCAUGGAGAUGAUUGAGACGGACAAUAAGCUGGAGACUUUAUGGGAAUGUAUAUCCCAGAGCCCGGGAUCCGAACGGGCGAUUUUCCAGCGAAGUUCGAGCGAUUCUGAUGCUGUCGGUGAAACAGUGCGACCGUACAUACAGCUGAUUGUUCUUGUUGAACAGACAAGAAGCUCGCUGUGCCGAUAAGUGCCGGUUUUAGUGCUUACCUAAUACUUAUCAGCAUUUUGAGUAAUAAACAUGGGUAUGAAUAUCAA